Molecule: messenger RNA, 3921 nt
Organism: Trypanosoma grayi
Lineage: Eukaryota; Euglenozoa; Kinetoplastea; Trypanosomatida; Trypanosomatidae
Exons: 1
Coding region: 1-3921 (1306 amino acids)
Molecular function (GO): protein binding; calcium ion binding
Source: RefSeq, a predicted model, not a curated record
AUGAGCACCUUGAAAAUAUGUUCCCUGCUCUCCAGCAGCGAGGAUGGCUUUAAUGCCAUGCAGCGCGAAUUCGACCAUUUUCCCAACGGGAUGACAAUGGAUGUCUUUCGCGAGGUGCUGUCCCGCCACAUGGCGAUGAAGAGAGGGCGGACGGUUGGCUGUGGGUGGCUUCAUGCCCCACGGUCAACUGUGAGGAAUACAAGAGAAGAAUCCCGCAUAGGUUUGCGGAGUGUCGUCAAGUCUGCGGUGUCAAGCGUCAAGAACCAUACCUCGACGCUCUCGUCACACAACAUUGACGCCGUUGUAUCAACGAUACAGCAGGAAGGUGUGUUGGACGCGCUGCACGACAGCUAUCGCAUGUCACUGAGCGUGCCAAGGCGCUCAUCGCGCCAACGUUUGGAUGAGUAUACAGAUAUCAACGCUUUUGAAGUGCUUUUUAAAAAGAUCGACGGCGAUGGAGACGGCUUUAUUUCAUGGGAUGAUGUACUGCAGCUGGCCGUGGAAGAAGCCACACAAAGCAUCACUAUCAUGACAGAAGAGAUGCGAUCGUACUCAUUUUCGCGGAAUUCACCUCGGAUGAAACUCAUCCAGGUGGUUCAUGCGCUUCCUCAACACAAGUCGCUCUUUGCUGCCGUUACACGCGCUGACCCACUCAUGUUGUUGAGUCGGAGAGAUUUUAGCGUGGUCAAGAAGUUCAGCUCCAAAGAUCUUGGAGACACGCACCCGCAGUUGAUUGAAUACCUGCCUCACCCAGAUGUUUUAUUAGCCUAUUCGCCGUACGACAAGACAAUUCGUGGGUGGUGGAGCGUGGUCUCUUGCAAUCGCAUGGGAACGCUGAACCCGCUUGUUUUAGAUGAUGCACUCCGCCGAAUUCGCACGCAGCCCAGGACGAUGCCGCACUCCUUUUUUACUGGUGGUAGCCACGGCAGUGUUGUGCACUGGCAAGUACCCAGGCAGCGAUCUGUGAUGGAAGUGUCACAGGCGCGCAUAUACGGAGGACUGCAUUCUCGCGACGCCGGUGGCAUCACGGAUUUCGCACUGACUGAUGAAUGGCUACUCUCUACAGGGUUUGAUCACCGACUGCUAUCGACAAACCUAGAGACGGGUCGCUCCAUUCUUAUUGGGCGCCCGCGUGAGACAAUUCGCUUUGUAGAGUACAACCGUCAAUACGCUUGUCUGCCGUGUGUAACAUACUCGAAUCGGCUCAUGUUGUGGGAUGUCCGUUCUUCUGCGGUAACUCCCGGAGCCGUUUUUAGGGACGAUUCGGCAAAGCAGCACAUGGCAGAGGUGAUCGGGCUGUGCAAUGCUCUAGGACUACCGCAGGUUGUUACUACUGAUAGCGCGGGUUGGGUGAAGAUUUGGGACCUGCGCAUGCUUCGCUGCAUGCAAACGUUGUAUGCAGAUGGUAGUGUGGGGGAUGAACUCAACGUGGACUUUAUAUAUGGAGAUCAGGUGAGUUACCAGGACACCGAAUCUCUUGCGCAUCGCGCUGUACGUAAGGGUGAUGCGCGGUGUAUUCGGUCUCUUGGUUACUUUCCGUCCACACAAGAAAUUUUGUGUAGUUCAUCUGAGGCUAUUUAUUGCCUUCGAUACAACCAUCGACUUGAUGGCCGUGUCGCUGACGUUGAUGUCGUGCAAUCCGCAUACCAUGACUUGCGACAAGGGACUAUUAUUCUCCAGGGCGCGACGCGCACAUCGGUGUGGGACGCUGUGGAUGGUUUCCGGAAGCGCGUCUUUGACCGUGCCGUUUGCUCCGACGUUCCGUACUGGCAGCAGGAGGUCCUCGCCAUGUGCCUUGACCAUCCACGGAGUCGCGCCUUCUUCGCCGUUGCAGAUGGUAUGGUGGAAGUUCGCUCGACCAAGACCUUUGGAUUGGUGGAUACGUUUCGGAUGCAUGAAGCCAAGGCACAGGAGAUGAUGUUCACCACGCGGCAUAAUUUUCUUGUGAGCAUUGCAGUAAACGGAACUCUCACUCUUCGUCGGGAGAACGAUGCUGGGGUUUCCUCCACCACUAUUGGGGUCUCCUCUCAGCCUUUACGUGCCUUGACGUUAAGCGAUGAGGUAGGCCUUAUUUGCUGCUGCGAUGACUGCAACCUCUUCUUUGUGGAUUUUAAGCAGGUGAAGAUGCACCCUUUCUCUAUUUCAGUGAGUCGACCUGUGCGUGCCAUGGCGAUGCUCGGCAAAUUUCCGGUGCUGGCAACAGGCAGUGAUGAUGGCGAGCUCGCCCUAUGGUCGACACCACCUGCGGAGGAAAGUCACGCGCAACUGGUGUCCCUUUUUAUUGGUCAACCAGAGCCAACAGCGCCACGUAGAGCUGCAGAGAAAACAGGAGGUGCUUCAAUGUGUACCGUGCCGUUGUCUCAACACUCCGUGACUACAGCUGGAAGCCCUACGGGGUCACCACCACUACCACCACAAACAACUGAACCCGAGGAGUGUACUCUUCGUAAUGGGUCUCCGGAUAUAUUGAAUGUGAACAAAAAGAAGCUUGGCUUCGAUGCGUUGCUCCGUCUCAUUGCUGCAGACGACCAGAUGAACGGUGGUCUUUCUGCGAUAGCCUGUGACGAUAUUUCACAUCGCCUGUUUGUGGCUGAUCAGAAGGGUAAUUUAUUUAUCUAUUCACUUUGCCCGUUCCUGCAGGCAUUUGGCAUUCAGCCUUGCUCCUUUGAGAACAGAACUCGAUAUCAACUUUGUGGGGUAAACAGAAACGAUAGUGCGUCAUACAUACCACAUAUUUUGCACAGCGCUUCUGUGCAUAAGAGUCCUGUGAACUACAUGUCUUGGUUUCCUGCAUUGAGUGCCAUCAUUUCGUGUGGUGCCGAUCACUUGGUAAAGAUACUCGAUCAUGAUGGAAAGGAGACCGGGCAACUACUCAUGGACCGGCUUCCACCUGGACGCAUACUAGAGGACGCGGAGGAUGUAGAUCAUGCAGAGCAUUGGGUAAGGGUCUCAGAAGAGUCGGUGAUCCCCUUCUCCCUACCAAUCCCUAUAUCCGGAUUGACGGUGCGUCAUAGUUGUCCAACAAUGGCAGCCCGGGUUGGUGUAUGUCAUAGCUCCGUACAGCAUGAGUCUUCAAAAGGGAUGUCACUACUGCCUGUGCUGACCGGGCGGCCCGGUGGCAGCGUUGUGUCGUGGGGAAUGACGGAGCCGCCAGCGGUGCAGCUUGGAGAAGUUAUAAGCGGUAUCCAUGUAGAAGAUGUUGGCGUAGUACAGAGCAAGAUCGCAGCGCCAUUUCCCGCCCCCGAAACGGCACGCCUGGUGGCACUCGAAGAGAAGAAGCAGUGGCGCCCACAGAAGGAGAAGCCGCGCGCAUUUCGAGAGCGAGAUCACGAAUCGCCACCUCGUUCUUUGUACGCCGGUAUCGAAAACUCCGCAACCGGCGCAGGGACACGGCAACGAGGUCGGUCCAUCCCAGAGGUGUUGGUUCAGUCAACCGAGUGGUGCAAGCCUGUCAGUCUGCCUACUACCUUGGUUCAUGAAAAGAAGUCACGAGUUGGAACCUCGGCGCAGCCGAACGAUGACGGAAACUCCAUAGCAAGGUUGACUGCAUUCAGUGAAGGGUUGUCGCUUUGCGGUGUGUCCAUGACGCCUUCGGAGGGUGGUGCGUUGAGAUCAUGUGGGUUGCCACCACAGCAGCUGAAAUUGGACUCGUCUGAGUCGCGACGGAAUGGAAGGAAGUCUGCAAGGAGGGGUGAAAAGGGGAAGCUGCAACCCGCAGCAUCAACGCGUCCAGAGACAGGGGACACUGUAGCAACUGAACGUAUCGAACCGUUGCUUGAAAGUGCAUUGCGUGCGUACGAAAAAGAGCUUCAUCGCUGUAUCCGCGGCAAACUUGGAAAGGAGCGUCUUUAUAGGGGCGUGGAUAACGCAGGCAGCCCCACAGCUUUUACGCCACGCAGUGCAACUGGGGGAAGGAGAUAG